UUCAGAAAUACUUUAAAGGGGAGGGGGGGAAGAUGUGGUACAUGGCAGAUAAAUUGCAUAUUUUAAACCUCAUCACGUGAUCCAUGUGACGAUAUCGACUCCUCUUUUGUUUUGGUUUCUUUUUUUUUUCUUUUUUUCCUUUUAUCAAUCAAUAUGCAGCAUAAAAUACAAAAGACAGCAUUUCAAACACAUGAGCAAACAGAAAAACUGCGUGAUUUAUUACAAGCAACAGCUAUCGAAACUAUUUUACUUGAUGCUUGUGCAAGGAAAUCACCUCAAGAAGUUCAAGACAUUCUAGAAGCUUUACCACAAUUAAACCCAGAUACCAUUAGAGAUAACAAUUUGAGAACGCCUUUGCAUUUAGCUUGUAGUCGAAAGGAUGAUCCUAAGGCUGCGACAGAGAUAGCACAGUUAUUGAUACGUGCUGGAUCAGAUGUAAAUAAUGGAGUAGGAGAUAUAGAUGGACUACAACCUAUGCAUAUGGCGGUAUUAGCAUGUAAUCCUCAAUGUGUCUUGAUGUUGUUACAUGAAGGAGCCAAUAUACCAGCAUCAGAUCCAUUUCGUCUGACACCACUACUAUUGGCAAAACUAAAGAUGGAUAAUUUGUUACAACAUAGGAGAUCAACUGAUAAUAAAGAAUGGGUCUCUGAAUGUGCAAAGCAAGAAUACACCGAUUUACUGUCGAUCACUCAAGUGUUAGUGACUCACUUGGCAAACAAACAUUCAUCAUUUGCUUCUUCUCUUAUAGAACCUCGUAACCAUGGAAUAUCGGAUAGUCUACUUUUAUCAGAAAAGAAUGACCUGAACGAAACCAUUGCGGCUAUUACUGAUAAACUAGCCUUGAUUGACGUCUCAGAGACAACGAACCUUCAAGAAUCAGUAAAUGGUUUAAUAGAAAAAGUAAAGCAACUGAGCAUUCAGUCUUAUGUUUGAUCCUUCCCCAAGGAAAAAAGGAAAACACAAGUAAUAAAUUUCCCUUUUUUUUGCCUUUUUUAUUUACUAAAUGACAAAGUCGUUUUCUGUGUUAUCGCUUAACU
This is a messenger RNA of Rhizopus microsporus ATCC 52813, 1037 nucleotides long. RefSeq lists its product as uncharacterized. Gene Ontology annotation, molecular function: protein binding. The record is from RefSeq and is a predicted model, not a curated record. Bases 154 to 933 code for a protein of 259 amino acids. Lineage: Eukaryota; Fungi; Mucoromycota; Mucoromycetes; Mucorales; Rhizopodaceae. The transcript is spliced from 5 exons.